Molecule: messenger RNA, 1389 nt
Organism: Octodon degus (degu)
Lineage: Eukaryota; Metazoa; Chordata; Mammalia; Rodentia; Octodontidae
Gene: Acot7
Product: acyl-CoA thioesterase 7
Exons: 9
Coding region: 1-1098 (365 amino acids)
Biological process (GO): palmitic acid biosynthetic process; acyl-CoA metabolic process
Cellular component (GO): nucleoplasm; extracellular exosome; cytosol
Molecular function (GO): long-chain fatty acyl-CoA binding
Source: RefSeq, a predicted model, not a curated record
AUGCUGUCUUCCUCCUGUCUCCCGGCCGUGUGCAAGCCUGUGUGCCCCUUCUGCUGCUGUUCGGAGGUGGUGCGGGCUGCCCUCGAGCACAGCCCUGGCCAUGAGCCUGUGCUUCGGCACGGGGGACUCCGUGUCAUCACAGCCUGCAUCCCUCCCACGGCGGGUCUUAGUCACUUUUUCGAAGCUGAGACAGAAUACCCAAUACCUGCGAUGCAGCUGGCUCUAGGGCAGAAGCAGGAUGGCCUGGAGCGCUGUGUGGCUGCCCUGGCCCGGGUCGAGCGCACCGACUUCCUGUCACCCAUGUGCAUCGGCGAGGUGGCUCACGUCAGUGCAGAGAUCACUUACACCUCCAAACACUCUGUGGAAGUCCAGGUCAACGUGAUGUCCGAAAACAUCCUCACAGGUGCCAAAAAGCUGACUAACAAGGCCACCCUGUGGUACGUGCCCCUGUCACUGAAGAAUGUGGACAAAGUCCUCGAGGUGCCUCCUGUGGUGUAUUCCCGGCAGGAGCAGGAGGAGGAGGGCCGGAAGCGGUACGAAGCCCAGAAACUGGAGCGCAUGGGGACCAAGUGGAGGAACGGGGACGUCGUACAGCCUGUCCUGAACCCAGAGCCCAACACUGUGAGCUACAGCCAGUCGAGCCUGAUCCACCUGGUGGGGCCCUCGGACUGCACCCUGCAUGGCUUCGUGCAUGGAGGUGUCACCAUGAAGCUCAUGGACGAGGUGGCUGGGAUCGUGGCUGCACGCCACUGCAAGACCAACAUCGUCACGGCUUCUGUGGAUGCCAUAAAUUUUCACGAUAAGAUCCGAAAAGGCUGUGUCAUUACCAUCUCGGGCCGCAUGACCUUCACGAGCAACAAGUCCAUGGAGAUCGAGGUGCUGGUGGAUGCGGACCCAGUGGUGGGCAGCUCGCAGAAACGCUACCGGGCCGCCAGUGCCUUUUUCACCUAUGUGUCGCUGAGCCAGGAGGGCAGACCACUGCCCGUGCCACAGCUUGUGCCCGAGACGGAGGACGAGAAGAAGCGCUUCGAGGAAGGCAAGGGGCGAUACCUACAGAUGAAGGCAAAGCGGCAGGGCCAGGCAGAGCCUCAGCCCUAGAUGCCCCCCUGCACCAGUGGGGCCUGAGCAACUGCGGUGACAGCCCCACAUCCUGUCACUUAGUCACCCCCUGGCCAAAUCCCCACCGCACACUUUGAGCUGGUGUUGUGUGAAGUCCCCGUGUGACAGUGUUAGCCUGCACCCUGUCCUGAACACCUGUGCACCAAAGCUUUAUUUAUACCCUUCUAGUAUAAAUGCUACACAGUAUUGUCCCGGACGCCGGAGGUGCCCUGGGGACCCAUGUAAGGUGUGUCACAAAUCCAGCACUAAUAAAGCUGCUCUUCAGCUGGA